Molecule: messenger RNA, 420 nt
Organism: Colletotrichum chrysophilum
Lineage: Eukaryota; Fungi; Ascomycota; Sordariomycetes; Glomerellales; Glomerellaceae
Exons: 5
Coding region: 1-420 (139 amino acids)
Biological process (GO): retrograde transport, endosome to Golgi; endoplasmic reticulum to Golgi vesicle-mediated transport
Cellular component (GO): Golgi cis cisterna; Golgi membrane; endoplasmic reticulum
Source: RefSeq, a predicted model, not a curated record
AUGGCGUCGAUGUGGAUGUCGGAUUCCCAGAAGAUUGGGGUCAUUUUCUGCUCUGGUGGAGGUUUCUUCCUCAUCGGAGGAGUGAUGCUCUUCUUUGACCGAGCCAUGCUUGCCAUGGGAAACAUCCUCUUCCUGAUCGGCCUGACGAUAAUCAUCGGACCGCAAAAGACGCUCCUCUUCUUCGCGCGUAAACAAAAGGCAAAGGGAACGGCGGCCUUCUUUGGCGGUCUCGCCCUGAUCCUGUUGCGAUGGCCCCUUAUCGGCUUCUGUGUUGAGCUCUACGGCAUAAUGGUUCUUUUUGGUGACUUUUUGGGCACGAUUGCGGCGUUCGCGAGGAACAUACCCGUUAUUGGACCGUACAUUGGGGUCGCGGUCGACCGGUCUGGUGUUGGUCGACGAAACGCGGAGCUGCCUGUCUAG